Molecule: messenger RNA, 2381 nt
Organism: Nicotiana tabacum (common tobacco)
Lineage: Eukaryota; Viridiplantae; Streptophyta; Magnoliopsida; Solanales; Solanaceae
Biological process (GO): regulation of DNA-templated transcription
Molecular function (GO): DNA-binding transcription factor activity; DNA binding
Source: RefSeq, a predicted model, not a curated record
UUUGUGUGUCAAGUCAAUUGAGUUGCCAAUUUCGGUGUCCCAUGGACGUGGGUAUACCAGUCUUUUUCAUUAAGCAUGAAGAUGUCAGAGUUAUUAUGUUUGAGAGAGGAUGAAAAGAAAAACUAAAAGUAGAGAGAGAGAAUAAAAAAUGAGUAAUAAGCUGAUUAGUCUGAUACAUCUAACGCAACCCAUUUGACAACCGCAACCCUCCACCUCCUGCCGGCAGCUCUCCGCCGCCGCCGCCUUCUCAUCAACCCCUUGCUCCUUCAAUAUUCCCUAGUGGUCCACAAAAAAUACAACACCUAUGAUCUCCUAUUACUAGCUAGACCCCUACUACUUUCAAAGUGUUAUGACUUGUCCAUUAAUUCUUGCUCUCUCUUGAGUUUACUUUUGAUGAUAACAGUUCAGUACGUAGAAGCCUAUUGAGAAGCAAUUUUUUGUCUUUAUUGCCAAUUUCUUGUCUGCUCAGAGUUUGUUGAACUGAAAAUUAUGGCUUCUUUUUCUUUAUUUGUUGAGACGAGAUUAAACAGAGAAACAGAACAUUAAAACUUACCUCCUUGGUCCCAUCUCAGUAUUCUUCUUACUUUAACUGAACAUUAAUAUGUAGACACUCACGCGACUCUCUUCCGCCCCACCCCCCCAAACAAACCCCAAAUUCUUAUUUCUAACUUCUCUAAGCUAAAGUAAAGACCUAUAAAGCUUAUUUGCCAGACUUUGUCUUCGUGCAACGUCCGUACACAAAAGUCCAUGUCUAAUUCUAUAUUUUAUUUUCAUUCUAGUCUUCUCUCAACUUUUUCUCUCGGUUAAUCUCAAGAGAACCAGAAGAAGCCAGGUGGUGGUUAUUUAAUUCUUUGCCUCAUUUAUAAGUGGUGUUAUCUACCAAGAUUAUGUUUAGUUUUGUGGGAUUUGUAUUGAGAUAUUUCAUCUCUUAAAUUUAAGUUCCUUAUAGAUGAGAUGAUCCCAAAUGAAGCAUAAUCUUCUUGUUGACUAGAAGUUUGAGAUUUAAUUUCAAACAUAUCUCUGGGGUGGAAACAGUUAAGAGUUUUUGACUUGCAUGCAGUUAUUAAAUCUCCCAACCCAAAAAAUCUAAUUUUUUAAUCUGUAGUGAGAUUAGGAUUGAAGAAGUUAUUUCAGAAGAGCAGUAUAAAACCCUUAGAAAGUUUCUUUUUCAUCACUACGGAAAAAGUUGGUGAUGGAGCAAGGAAGAUCUGGAGGAGAGAAUGAUCGGAAUCAGCAACGAAAAAUGAAGAUGCCGGAAAACCUCUCAGCGGUGGCACAACCACCGCAGCCACCGCCGCAGAAAUGCCCUCGUUGUGAUUCAAACAACACUAAGUUUUGCUACUACAACAACUACAGUUUGACUCAGCCACGGUAUUUCUGCAAGACCUGUAGGAGGUAUUGGACUCAAGGUGGAACCCUAAGGAAUGUCCCCGUCGGCGGUGGUCGCCGGAAAGGCAAAUGCACGACGAGAGGCGGCGGCGGUUCAUCUUCUUUAUCAGCCGGUGAAAGUUCAUCAAGAUCUUCUCAAGGCGCUCAGCCUCCACCAGUAGUACCCUUAAAUAUGACAACCAAUUUGUCAGCAGCAGCUGCUUUUUUCUCAGGUAACAGUAUUUCAAGAUCUCAGCCUCUGAAUUCGUUGUAUUCUAGCGGUGGAUUUCUGUCUUCGUUAGCUGCCAUGCAAUCACAAGGUGUCAAUCAAUCCAGUAAUAGCCAAUUUGGUGGUACUGGUAAUACAGUACUGUUGCAAGGUUUCCAUAAUCUUCCUAAGGAACCACAACAAAGUGGGUUUUACCAAAUGGUCAAUAAAGAAAAGUCCAAUGAAUCAUCCUUUUACCUAUCUGAUCAAACCCUGCAAUUUCAACAUACAAGGCCUCUGGGUUCUUGGACACAGAGGUUCAUCAACAACAACAACAACAUGGAUUCUUGGAACAGCUCCGCCGGUAGCAGCAGCGGCAGUGGAGGAGCUACCAAUAGCACCACAGCUGGUUCAUCUCUCAGCCCUAAUCAGUGGCCUGAUAUGCCGGGGUUUGGCCCAUCUCCAUGAGAUUUUAGGGUUUCUUUGGCUUUUGGUUUUUUACAUACUGAAUUGUUAGUGUUUCCAUCAUUUUUCUUGAUUGAAUAUUGGGUUUUCGGGGGUAUCUGAGCUUUGAUCACUCUUCAUCCCAAGGAAGUGAAUGGAUCGGAAGAAGUUUUUUAAUGGUAUGGUAUUUAAUUUUCUACGUUUUUAUUUCUUGUAAAACGCAGAAAAUAUAAUGUAUGUGGAGACAUGAACAAAAAAAGGGUUGGCUAGGCGCUAGCUAGCUAAAAUUGUUGUAUGAUAUUUACCUUCUUAUAGAGAAUUUGUGGAUUGGGUUAGGUUUGUAUUUUUUGAAACUUCUGAU